Rhinichthys klamathensis goyatoka is the source of this 4394-nucleotide messenger RNA. It is a transcript of the gene adcy9b, whose product is annotated as adenylate cyclase type 9. The record is from RefSeq and is a predicted model, not a curated record. Gene Ontology annotation, biological process: intracellular signal transduction; cyclic nucleotide biosynthetic process; adenylate cyclase-activating G protein-coupled receptor signaling pathway. Lineage: Eukaryota; Metazoa; Chordata; Actinopteri; Cypriniformes; Leuciscidae. Gene Ontology annotation, molecular function: adenylate cyclase activity.
AUGGCUUCCCCUCAACAUCAACAUCUGCUGUAUCACAACAGCGAAGUAAGCUGUGAGUCCGGUGGUGAUGGUGCUGUGUCUGUGCGUAUCAGCAGCACCAAACCACACAAACAGCAGCGUGGGAGUCUGGGCGCCAGCGCCAUGUGUAGUAUCAUUGGGGGCUCCAAACAUUGCAAGUACAGUAUCUCCUCCAGCUGUAGCUCGGGCGAAUCUACCAUCCGCAAGUCGGUUAUCAAAGGCCUCAGGUCUCAGAGGAAGAUGCCGCAGCUGUUUGAGAGGUCGGCUGGACACUUCUGGAACCCCAAGUUCGACUCAAACAUUCUGGAGGAAGCCUGCCGCGAGCGCUGCUUCCCUCAGACGCAAAGACGUUUCCGCUGUGUGUUGUUUUACAUGGCGGCCGCCAGCCUCCUCUGGGGGUUGUUCUUCAUCGCUAAUGCUAACCGAUGUGAACAGACUGCCUUCUUGUUGCCCACGGCCUCCUUCCUACUCCUCUGUUCUGUCCUGUUCGUCUUCACGUUCACCCGCUUCUACACCCACUGCUACAAUCAAGCCUCGCUGUUGCUCAUUGUAGUGACAUUUGCCCUCACUCUUGCACCUCAGAUCCAAACGUCAGGCUUUAGUGACUUUAAUGUGCCUCCUUUGAAGGAUGAAGAUGAUCCAGGCGACUUCAGUGGCGCGGAGGAUAAAAACAUGACGUUUGAAGCCACCCGCAGUGGAAAUCCAGUAGCCCCCUGUUUGUCCCCAGUUGGCACCUUCUCUCUAGGCAUGGAGGUGCUUUCGUUGCUCUACAGUUUCCUCCAUGUCCGUCUUUACGCUUCAUUACUGCUAGGCCUGCUCUACUCUGUGCUUUUUGAGACGCUUGGCUGGAUGCACUUGAUUCAAGCCAAUGGAUGGAGGAAUUCCACUGAGGAACAUUUGGAAACGCUCUACUGGCUGAUCCCUGGAAGAGCCAUUUUGCAUGUCUGCGCCCACAUCAUUGGUAUUCACCUUUUCAUUAUGUCUGAAGUGCGUUCACGCAGCACGUUCCUCAAGGUCGGCCAGGCCAUCAUGCAUGGGAAAGACUUGGAGGUCGAAAAGGCCCUGAAGGAGCGGAUGAUUCACUCAGUGAUGCCUCGUAGGGUGGCGGAUGAGCUUAUGAAGCAGGGCGAUGACGACAAUGACAAUUCGGUUAAGCGCUACUCGACGGGAGCGGCUAUUGCGGGUGCCUCCAGCCCUAAGAGCACCAAACGCAAGAAGACCUCGAUACCUCGGGGUCAGAUCAUCUUUCGGCCUUUCAACAUGAAACGCAUGGAGCCGGUCAGCAUCCUGUUCGCAGACAUAGUGGGAUUCACCAAGAUGAGUGCCAACAAGUCGGCGCAUGCCCUGGUGGGACUCCUCAACGACUUAUUCGGACGCUUCGAUCACCUGUGCGAGCUCACGUGCUGCGAGAAGAUCAGCACGCUGGGAGACUGUUACUAUUGUGUGGCCGGUUGUCCCGAGCCUCGAGAGGACCAUGCCUACUGCUGCGUGGAGAUGGGGCUUGGGAUGAUCCAGGCCAUUGAGCAGUUCUGUCAAGAAAAAAAGGAAAUGGUCAACAUGCGUGUCGGCGUCCACACGGGCACCGUGCUUUGCGGGAUCCUCGGCAUGAAGCGUUUUAAAUUUGAUGUCUGGUCCAAUGAUGUCAACUUAGCCAAUCUCAUGGAGCAGUUGGGUGUCGCCGGGAAGGUUCACCUGUCGGAAGCCACAGACAAGUUCUUGGAUGACCGGUACUUGCGAGAAGACGGCCGAGUCACAGAAAGGAUCGGACCAAGUGUGGUUGCAGAUCAGCUUAAAGGUCUGAAGACGUUUCUGAUAUCCGGGAGGAAGGUGAAGCUCGCGCAGUGGAGCUGUCCUCCGUCUGCUCUGGUGAAGAGUGAGCUCAGAAAGUCUCUCAGCGUCACGUCCUUCAGUCCCGACGUCACGUCCUCAGCCUGCGCUGCGACCCCGGGCCCGGACAGAGCUAAGUCUGCCUGUCCCUCGUGUAGCGUGUUGGCUUCUGAAGACGGGUCACUUCACAGCAACAGCUGCACUGAUCCUGACCACAAAACCAUCAACAGAAAGGGACCGCAAGGCAGGAGUCCCAAGACCCUUAAUGGGCUGUUAAGUCCUCAUCUGGAGCAGCCCCUGACCCACAGCCAGACGUCCCUGUGUGAGAUGCUGCAGGAGAAGGAGAAGAAGUGGCCCGGAGUAGGAGGCAUCAGCUGCAUGGGAACGAUGGACCACUCCGCCCUCAUCCCACUGCGCUCCAAAAACUUCCGCGAGAGGAGCGACGCUCACUUUGUGGACGUGAUAAAGGAGGACAGUCUGAUGAAAGAUUACUUCUUCAAACCGCCCAUCAACAAGUUGAGCCACACUUUCAUAGACAGAUCCCUGGAGUCGGCUUACAGGACCAGCUACCAGGACGAGGUUAAGACACACGCUCCCGUCCAGACGUUUGCCAGUCCGACGUUCAGCUCCUUCCUAGACAUGCUCCUGUGCUGUUGUGUAUUUCUGGCUCUCUCGUUGGCUUGCUUCCUUCGACCACUGGUUACCCAGAAGCCCCUGCCCACACCUGCCCUCAUCGUGGCCGCAGUGGCAGCUGUGCUCGAAUGUUUGGCCCUAGUGCUUGCUAUACGAAGAGCCUUUUACCUGGACAGCGUUCUGAACUGCACCAUGACCCUCCUCUGGGCCAUCUCUGGCUGGGUUCCCCGUCACAUGAUCGGGGCGGUGCUGGUGUCUUUACCUGCCGUGGCUGUGUUCUCUCACAUCACCUGCGAUAUGCAUGACUCCAUACAGUUCACCAUGUUCACCUGCUGUGCUGUUAUAAUUGCCAUCAUCCAGUACUGCAAUUUCUGUCAGCUGAGUUUCUGGAUGCGUUCAAGCCUGGCGACGCUAGCGGGAAUCACCUUUCUCAGUGUGCUCUGGAGCCCUCCUUGCAGCACUUGGGAACGUUUAUUUUUUAGAUCCAGUGACUUCAACAGCAGCAUUAAUGACGUCCAGUCCUCAGUAGAAGAUUCGGCCCGACCGCAGGAUCUACUCGGCCCAGAGGCUUUGGUUGCCUUUUUCCUUUUGCUUCUUCUUGUUUGGUUCCUCAACCGUGAGUUCGAGGUGAGCUACCGUCUACACUUCCACGGGAACGUGGAGGCAGACCAGCACCGCAUCAAAAUCCAAAACAUGCGGGACCAGGCGGACUGGCUCCUGCGCAACAUCAUCCCGAUCCACGUGGCCGAGCAGCUGAAGGUGACCCAGAGCUACUCAAAGAACCACGACAACGUGGGCGUCAUCUUCGCCAGCAUCGUCAACUUCAGCGAGUUCUACGAAGAGAGCUACGAAGGCGGGAAAGAGUGCUACCGCGUCCUCAACGAACUCAUCGGGGACUUCGACGAACUCUUGCGCAAGUCUGACUUUUCCAACAUAGAGAAGAUCAAGACGAUCGGCGCAACCUACAUGGCGGCGUCGGGGCUCAAUACGCAACAGUGUAGCGACCAGGCCCAUCCGCACGCCCACCUGCGAGCGCUCUUCGAAUUCUGCCUGGAAAUGAUGCGAGUGGUGGAUGACUUCAAUAAAAACAUGCUGGGCUUUAAGUUCAAGUUAAGGAUUGGGUUCAACCACGGACCUCUCACUGCCGGAGUCAUCGGCACCACCAAGCUCCUCUACGACAUCUGGGGAGACACGGUGAACAUCGCCAGCCGGAUGGACACAACUGGUGUGGAGUGUCGCGCUCAGGUUAGUGAGGAGAGCUACUGCGUGCUCAGCGGAAUGGACUACGAGUUCGACUACCGAGGUACCGUCAACGUGAAGGGCAAGGGUCAAAUGAAGACCUACCUUUACCCGAAGAGCGCAGACAGCGGACCUGUACCUCAAUACCAGCUCUCGGUCUCUCCAGAAAUUAGAGCGCAGGUGGAUGGCAGCAUCGGGCGUUCGCCCACCGAUGAAAUCGCUAAUAUGAUGAUGGCAACCAAUGCCAGUAAAGUAGGUGCAUCUUUCUCCGUGAGUUCAGGGCUUACCGGACAGGGAUACGCUGUUAGAGACUUUCCCGAAAAGAUUGCUGGAAGCAACGGUACGUCCAAGGCCCAACGAUCUGCAUCUGCUGUUGGCCUGACUUGCAUACCAGAAACCAACCUGAGCGCAAGUCCAGCGGUUUUCGGUAAACAAGCAGAACCGACUUUGACCUCUCCUGUCCGGGCGGAAAACGCAGAGGCCAAUGCAAACAAGGCGGGAGAAAUAGCGUACAUGGGUGAAAUGACAAAACUUUGACUCUAAACACGCCCAAAAUGUUGUUCCUGUUGGUCUUAACCCUUUAAACAUGGGCUUGCAACCCUCUCCGUUGAGUUUGUAGGGAUAGGCAUGUUUAUGGACGAAUGCUAGUGUAGAUUUGCAUCUGUGUAUGUGGAGUG